AUGCCUUUAAAACCUGACGACAUUUUUGUUGUCAGCUAUCCACGGUCAGGAACAACAUGGACACAAGAGCUAGUUUGGUUAUUAGCAAAUAGCUUAGACUACACUAAAGCUGCAGCCAUACCUCUUUCUGAGCGAUAUACGUUCCUGGAAUUCUCGAUGUUUAUGAAUGACAGUCUACGAGAGAAAUUGCUAAAGAAGAAUUCCGGGAAUGAGGAGAUGAUCAAACAUAUAGAUACAUUGAGCACGCCCGGUUCAGAACUGGUCGCCCGUACACCAUCACCUCGUUUCAUUAAGACCCACUUGCCAAUAUCUCUACUGCCCCCCACUUUGCUCGACUCCACCAAAGUCGUGUACGUGGCACGUGAUCCACGCGAUGUAGCCAUUUCAUAUUUCCAUCAUACGAGGAUGUUUAAAGCGAAUCCAUUUAGCGGCGACUUCAAGACUUUCUGGAAUUUAUUCAUCAGAGGAAUGCUUCGCUGGACACCUUUCUUGGAACACGUAAAGGAGGCGUGGCAGAUGCGAAACCACCCAAACAUGUUAUUUUUAUUCUACGAGGAGCUAUCAAAGGAUUUAUCUGCCACCAUAAGAAAAGUUGCUGAAUUUCUCGGAAAACAAUACAGUGAUGAACAAAUAGAGGAUUUAUGUACACAUCUAAAAUUCGAUAAUUUCAAAAAUAACACUUCUGUUAAUAUGGACCUCGUGGUCUUCACGGAAAACAAAUCUUUCAUUCGGGAAGGGAAAUCAGGAGGCUGGUCCGAGUACUUCGACGAAAAUAUGACUAGGGAGGCCGAGCAGUGGAUUUCUGACAAUUUGCGUGACACCGACUUACGUUUUCCUUCCAUA
Messenger RNA from Iphiclides podalirius (scarce swallowtail), 843 nucleotides. The record is from the annotation of a GenBank genome assembly. NCBI's taxonomy places the organism in Eukaryota, Metazoa, Arthropoda, Insecta, Lepidoptera, Papilionidae.